CCUCCAAAUGUUCGCCGAGCUCUUGAUGCAUACGGGCGACACCGUACAGAACGCGUCUUGAACAAACGCACUGUAGAAUCCUACUUUGGUCUCAUGAACGACUUCGCGGCGCAACGCGAUCCCGAUCUUUACGAUUUCGGCACAAAACUCGUUCAUCUGGUGUUGGAGAACGAGCGGUUCUUUCGACGAUGUCCUCAGAAUCCUGAUUCGCAGUACUCUCCGUCCGAAAUCCGUAUCGAUCCCGCUGUGUUGGCGUCUUUCAGAAAACCUCUCACGACCUUCGCCGAUGCCAUUCCUUUGUGUGUGGAGGCCAUACGUAAACGCGGGGGCACAUCGAACGAAGACAAGGCGGACAUCCUCGAAAUCGAAUACCUCCUCUCCACCCACCAUACCCUCGCGGCUUGCACUCUGGCCAGAAAAGCUCUUCGGCGGAACCCCCAGGUCGCCUUUUUUUACUUCGUCCUGGCU
Molecule: messenger RNA, 468 nt
Organism: Stereum hirsutum FP-91666 SS1
Lineage: Eukaryota; Fungi; Basidiomycota; Agaricomycetes; Russulales; Stereaceae
Exons: 1
Source: RefSeq, a predicted model, not a curated record